Molecule: messenger RNA, 5725 nt
Organism: Dromaius novaehollandiae (emu)
Lineage: Eukaryota; Metazoa; Chordata; Aves; Casuariiformes; Dromaiidae
Gene: MORN5
Product: MORN repeat containing 5
Exons: 4
Coding region: 148-588 (146 amino acids)
Source: RefSeq, a predicted model, not a curated record
CGCACAGCAGAGGAGCGCGCAUGCGCUGCCAGCGCAGUGCGGAGGCGGGGUGCGGCGCGGAGCGGAGGAGCGCGCGUGCGCCGCGGCGGCGUUGGCGUUGCCGUGGCGACGGCCGCGGCGUUGCCGUGGCGACGGCGCGGCGCCGCCAUGGAGGGGCAGUACACUUUCGCGGACGGCCUGGAGUACAGAGACACGCGGUGGCGUUACUGCGACGGCUACGACCGGCGGUUUUACACGGAAAUCUGCUCCGGUCUGAAGCCGGCAGGCAUUUCCCAGCUUACAAAUUUGGAUCCUCCUAGAAAAAUCCCAGAAGGAUGUUAUGACUGUGGUGAUGGAUUCUAUAACCCCCAAACCAGAGUUAUCAUUGACUACAAAUUCAGAUUUCUGAGAAAUGCAGGUCUGGAAGCAGGCUUUAAGAAUACUCUGGUUCUCACCUUUCACCCUAGCCCUAUUAUGAAGCAAUUUCUGAUUGUUUCUCUGCUGUUUGGAAACGGGGCAAGGAAGCGUACUGCCUUGGCAUUCACUUUCCUGCUGAACUGGCAGCAUCCAGAUAUCAUUCCAGAAGAGAAAAGAAUAGACGCCAUUUAAAAUCACUGAGUUUGCUUCCACCACUUCUUUGUCAAGAUGAGUGCAUGCCGAGGACUGCAGAGCCUCCUGCUAGAUUUGGCAAGACUUGCCAAAUUUCGCUAGCAUGGAGGUCUGAUACUCAUUUACUUAAAGAGCUCUUACUGUCAAAGCAGCACAAAAGCCCAUCAUGAAAAUGCAAUCAGGCCCAGGGAAUGAAAUGACAGCAACGAUUUUGUUCUGCUUCUUAUCUAGCAAAGUUUUCCAAAUUCUCAUUAAAAUCUUGCAGUUAUUACUCCAUUCCUAAACCUCUGUUUCCUUGGGGAGCCUCAAAUUUCUCUUGAUUCUUUGUGUGUUCUUCAACCUUUUGUUUUUCUCUCGUAUUGUGAAGUAGACAAAAUUGGACAGAUAAAUGAGAAUAUGUAAGAGUAUUUGUUUGUAAGAAGAUACAGUGUUUAUUUUGAAUAGGUCCUGGGACUAGACUCCUAUCCACUCAGAAUAUUACUUUUUUUUUAGAAAUUGGACUCCUGGCACCUUUGUUACAAAGUUUGGUUAAUACAAAGAUGGGAGGAUUUCCCAAUUCAGUGGAAAGAUAUGACGUUAUGUUUAAUGCAAAGCAGGGAGGUACAAGAAGGGCAAUGAUAUUUAUGAUUUAGGACCCCAAAAUGUGGAGCGGGCCGUAACUUUCGAAGAGAAAAUACCAUUAAAAAUAGAAAUCUUGUUCUACUGAUAGAGAAAGAAUAAUAGGAGGUUUUCUGGAUCGCAUCUCUUUUGAUGAAAAGCAAAGAUACUUCUGGUGAAAAUUGCUCCGUUUCUUCCUCGGUUCUCCUGAAGCUGGGUUAAAUGGCAUAAAUCCAGCUUUUGCUCUUUGUAAUAUGAGAAUAUUUGUGCUUCUACUUUCAUAUUCCAUUUUAAAGUUUAACUAGUUGGUGUACAGUGCAUAGGGUAGCUUUCUAUACUGCAGUGAAUAUUACCUGGGAUAUGUGGAUCUCGUCAUACAAAAUCAAGAAGAGGAAGGACACAAAACCUGCCUUUACACUAAAAGCCUCAGUCGGAUAACUGAAUUAAUAUGCACAUAACUAAGAGCAGGAUUAGGCCCAGAAAAACAGUACUAAUGUCUUACUAAGAGGAGAGCUUUUGGUGUUGCUGUGGUCCCAAGCCAGCUGCAAUCAACUUAGGAUUUCUACAAGCCUGAAAGUCUUGUAAAAAGCAGCAGGAAAAGUCCUGCUGCUUCAGCAGUCAUUGUAAACCAAAAAGGUCAAGACUCAAGAAUAUUAUUUUACUCUGUACUUGUAAAAGUCUGGUUUUAGAACCUCUAAGGUUCCUUGGCAUUGAGGCUCACCCAACUCCACAGACAAGGUUGAGAAGACAUUUUGUUUCUAAGCCUUGAUAAUCAUAGACUUACAGUUUUCUCACAUUGUUACCUUGGGAUGAAAGCUCUCAUGCUUGGUCUGAAUGAGUUUAGAGGGAUUUUUUUUUUUUUUUUUUUUUGAAAGUUGGUAGAAAUAUACUCAUCUAUUUCAGACUUAUCCAAGUAUACAAAUCCAUGAGACAAAUCUGCUACCUUUAGACUUUUUUGUUUUACAACUCAAAUGUGACUUGCACCAAGUGCUGUUUGGGAAAUGUAGACUUUGGCUUGCCUGAAAAAUAUAGCUGGGAAGCAGAGCCAUAACCACUCAAUAAUUAUGCUGGGUAAUAUUUCUGUACCUACCCCCCAAAUACAUGCAGAUGUUUGCAUGCUCUUUCUCAUAAACUACUGGUGAGCUGGGUGUGGGAUGAGGACCUGGCAGUUUUUCAGGCCUGGAGUAUUUCUGGAAAAAAGACAGCAAGUUUAACUUAAAAGUAGUCUGUGGUGCAGAAAAAAAAAGAUUGCCUGUACUUAGAGAUCAUGCACUGAGCAUUAUUCCCUGUUCCUCUUUGAAAUUGCCCAUUCUGAUGAUGGAGGGAGUGGAUGAACAGGCUGAUUCCAGGCUAGUCCCUAGUCAUUGCCUAAGAAUGUAAGAGUUGUUUCGGCAGAUGACCUUAGCAAUGGAGAGGAAAGCCCCAGCAAUAGACAUGCACAGGGAAUAUAGUAUUUUUGUGCGAAUGAAUUUAGCUUCCCAUAGAUUUAAAUGUCUACUUACAACACAGGACCAUUUAAUCUUUUGUACAUUUGUUUCUUUUUUAUUUGACUUAAGAUACUGAAUUUAGAUGAGGUUUAUUUCCUACAUAUUGAAACUCUUAAAAGCUCUUCAAAUAAUUGUUCUUUGGAUACUUGUUAAGCUAAAGAAAUCAGUUUUGAUCGGCAGUAAAAGUUCAUGCUAUUUUAAGUGCAAUGCUAUAGCUAUUUUCUGUUGUAUAUUUAAUCAUUUUGAAUUAUAUGUCAUGUAAAAGAUUUUAGCUCUGGGGCAUUUGCCAGAUGGCUGAUUCUGCAUUUCACACAACAAAAGAAAUAAUGUUUGUGUAAAGCUCUUAAAAAUAGUUGGUAAUCAGUAUAUUCUAUAACGAAUGGGAUCCAGACCUGUUUGGAAAAAAAAACAGCUUUUGCAGAAAUUAAUUUAGAGGAUUUGGUCUCUACCUCUGGGCUCUGAACAAAACAAAUUGUGUCUAUUGUUUGCUGAUUUUUUAACAUUUGACAAGUUAACUUGAAUUGUAAAUUUUAUGUAUUUUUAUGUUAAAUGCCACUUAUUGCAAUUCAUUGAUCUUUUUCUCUUUACUUUGGCUGGAAAACUUGUAUCUGAAAAAGGGGUUUUAUAAAAUAGAGAAUUAGUACUACUCUGUUUACACAAGUAGAGCGUACCAACGUGAGUAGCCCCUUGCUUUUUCUGCAGCAGCUGAAGUGCUUGUCCUUGUCCUGUUCUGCUUUGACUACUGCUGACUCCUCUUUCUGGCCUCUUUGAUACUAAUUCCUCCAAAAUACCAUAGCAAAAAAUACUUUGCCUGUCUGCCAUGGCACUCAGCUUGUAUUCUCUGCCCAAAAGGCUCUACUCAAGUCCAUAUAAAUUCACCCUUUGGUUUUGUCUCCCCCAUCUCCUGUAUACUUUUUUUUCCAUUGCAUCUAGUCCUAGGACAUAGCUUUUUCUGCCUAUAUUCAUACAAAUCCCCAGUCUGCUGGUACUUACUUUCCAGAAUCGUUACUUGCAUGAUUGUCAGAAUAUUUUAAAAAUACAACACUAAGAAGAAGGUUAGAAAUUCUACUACAACUCUUCCAUCUUGGUCUCCAAGUGUCUCUCCUCUAUCCCUUCCUAUUUUUUAGAUAGAUAGCUCUUGUCUUAUUGUGAGAGCUUCGGACCUAAAUAAUUUUAACGCUUAACAAAUAAAUUAGUUGAGGAAAAUUUUAGAAGGAGGAGAGGCAGAAGGUUAGUAAGUAUCAAACUGAGGACUGCCCAGUGGGCAAGGCAAAAGAAUGAAUGUUGGUGAGGAGAUGGCAGAAAGAAAUUGAAUCUACUUAACAGUCUUAUGUGAUAACAUCUCAGAGAAAGUCCCUGACUCUCACGAGAAGUAGCCUCAUGCCUAUCAUCACUCCAGUCACUUUUCUUUAUGCUGGACCCAUUCACAUACUCAUCAUCUCCCCUUGUCUCCCCUUGUCUCCUUUUUAAGAUGAGGCACGUUUUGAUCAGGCCGUUGCAAAAUACAUACUUAUUAUGUCUUUCUCGCUGUCAAAGUCUAUUCAGGUGACAGAUGUAGUUGGAGGCCUCUCAUCUGUGUAACCGAGAAAUUAUUUUUAUAUUAAAUAUGCUUUACACAUUUUAAUAUAAACUAUACCCCACUCAGUAAAAUAGAUUAUGAACCAAUAUGAUUUGUAUUCGAUACUGUAAUUAAGAGUGAAAACAUAUGCAUCAUGAUAUAAAUUCUUUGGGUAAUUUCAGUAGCUAUAGCUUUUGCAGAUAUAUUGUUCCUUGUGGUUUCCUGGUCUUAAAAUAAUUAUCGUUUUGAAAACUGUGAAGCUUUCAAUUCCAAAUAGUGACAUGCCAAGAAUAACAACUUUGUUUGUGUGCUAGCCAUCCCAUUGUGAAUCCAUUAGUUAGGUUAGAUGCAAGUCUUACAGGCACUUAUAUUCAACCAUACAGUUCAUGUGAAAACAAGUUUUAUAAGAGAUGGAAAGUUCAUUUUUGGGCCAUUUUGGAAUUACAGUAAUUAAAUGUAAAUGGAAGGGUGAGAAUUUGUGGGUGGAAGCAAAGGUUAAUUGAAAACAUAUUUUCCGUUUUCUUGCCAGCCUUGAUGUUGGUGAGGUCAGGUGCAAUAAGGAAAGUGAUGCUGGGGACCCAGAGAGGGCGGUGGAAAUGAAAGGGGUGUGCCAGGCAGAACCCAUGGCUGAGAUGUUAUCACAUAUGAUUGUAAUUGUGUAGUGGAAGAACACGAUAAACUGCACUGCGGGUGAUGGGAGGAGUCAGGCAUACGAAAGAAUUAACUGAUGCUGUUGUUUACAAUAUUCUGCGUGUGCUUGGCCCUCUACAAACAAAGAGGAAACUCGGCUCCUGUUCAAGGAGCGUCUAUUGUCUCUUACAAAUACAUUCUCUUACAAAUCGUAUUUAUGGCAAGCCACUCUUACACGCACGGCUGUGUCUGCACAGCUAAAUGCUGCGCUCCGAGGGGUGCACUGGAACGGUUAGCCCCUGAUUGUCCUGAUGGAGGGGCGUAUCAGAGCACAUCUGCUUCCCUCCUUGCUCGCGUGGCCUUUAACAGAAACGAGAGCGAACGAGGAGAUGAUGCACGCCCACAUCUGGUCCCAACACACUGUUGGGCAGUGAAGGGAACCAAGGAUCAGAACUGGGUAGUGCAUCUGGGAGCACAUCAGGCCUUCAGUGUAGACACAGCCUUUAAGACACCAGGAGCACACACAUAGGUAUGGUGUGCGGGAUGAACUCACAACACCGAGUCAGACAAGAGUGUCUGAAAGGUUUUUAAGGUGACCAAUGCAUCUCUUUUCCCUUUGUAAGCCACUAAAUAUUCUAAUUUCCAUGUGGUGCAUCUUCCUGUGCACCUCUAGAUGGUUUCCUGGGGAAAUAUAUUAGAUGGAAGGCAAAUUCUGAACCUACAGGAGAAUAUUCCUGUUUUCUAACAGACUCCAUUCUGCAUCACACAGACACCUAAGCAUGCAGAGGCCUAAGAAGUAUCUCACAUCUAAGGUUUCCAGAAGCAACACAGGAAUGUAAUUGUUAAAAGCAAAUCAUUGUAAACC